This is a messenger RNA of Pectinophora gossypiella (pink bollworm), 2653 nucleotides long. RefSeq names its product intraflagellar transport protein 88 homolog (gene nompB). NCBI's taxonomy places the organism in Eukaryota, Metazoa, Arthropoda, Insecta, Lepidoptera, Gelechiidae. Gene Ontology annotation, molecular function: kinesin binding. The record is from RefSeq and is a predicted model, not a curated record. Gene Ontology annotation, cellular component: ciliary base; centriole; ciliary basal body. The transcript has 19 exons. The coding region runs from base 1 to 2514 and encodes 837 amino acids. Gene Ontology annotation, biological process: non-motile cilium assembly; intraciliary transport.
AUGUUGAGUUCGCGUUAUUAUAGUGCGUCCCGUUUGGGCACGGAUGCGAAGCCUCGUACGGCGAUGGUAGUUGAUGAAGAUGAUGAGUUGUACACUGGGUUCAACGAGGUGGCCCCUGCCCUGGACACUCGCAACCUGAGGGAAGACCAGGACUUCCAGGAAACUCUGCGGACAGCUGGCAUCGGGAGAAAAGUGCCCAGUCGGAUGGGCACAGGGAUGUUCCGCGUGGGCACGGUGAGCAUGCGCGGCGCGGGGGCUGCGGGGCCGGCGGGCGCGGGCGGGGCGGCGGGCGGGUCCCGCGGGGGCACGGCGGCGGCGCGGCCCGUCACGGCCCUGCGCGCCGCGGGGUACACCUCCUCCGCCCGCGCCACGCCCAGCCGCGACGACAAGAAGGAGGACAGCAUCGAAGACAAAGUGAAACAGAUGGAGGCUCGUAUUAUGGCGCUGGUGGAAGACUCGUGCAUGUUGAGCGCGCGGCCAGACCCUGACGACGACUCGGGCGCCAAACGAGAGAUCGACCUCAGUCAAGCACUGGCAAAGGCGCAAGAAGCAUCAACGUUGGAGCGUCAAUUGAUUCGCAUGCAGGAGCAAGCCAACCUGGGGGACUCGCACAACCUGGACCUCACUUUUGCUGUGCUUUGCAACUUGGCAGGACAAUACGCUCUCAACGAAAUGUACACAGAAGCAUUGAACACGUAUCAACUACUCACUAGAAAUAAGUUAUUUCCGCACGCUAACCGACUUAAGGUCAACAUGGGGAACAUUUACUUCAAAAUGGGUGAACAUCCGAAAGCGCUGAAGCUGUACAGAAUGGCGUUAGACCAAACGCCUACUGCAGAGAAAGACUUACGGAUGAAAGUGAUGCACAAUAUCGGGCUGCUUCUAGUGCGCAUGGGCAAGUUUCGAGACGCUGUCACCAACUUUCAGCAUAUCAUGCACGAACAAGGAGAUUUCCAAACCGGGUUGCAUUUAGUACUAUGUUCGGUGGCACUGAACGACGCUGAAGGCGGCAAGGCAGCGUUCCACGCGAUGCUGGACGUGGAGCCGCCGACCGACCACCAGGAUAUUACUAUUGACGAUGAGGGCGACGCGUACGAGUGCGUGGUCCGCGACGUGGUCCGCGCCGACCGGCUGUCGCGCUGGUCGCGCCGCGCCGCCGCCGACGCCGAGCGCUGCCUGGCGCUGGCGGCCGCCGCGCUGGCCACGCCCAACGCACGGGACAUCGACUCUGGCGGCAUGUCGUGGUGCGUGGAGGCGCUGCGCGGCUACGGCGGCGGCGGCGCGGGCGCGCGGCUGGAGCUGGGCGCGGCGCUGGCGGCGCUGCGGGCGCCGGCCGCGGCGAGGGCGCCCGCGGCGCAUGCGCAGCGCGCGCUGCAGCGGCUCAAGGCCGUGGCCAGGGCGCACCCCAGCGACCGCGUGCUCAGAGCUGAAGCCAAUGCUGAUGCCGCGUUUGUGGCUUAUGCGCUGGGUAAUUACUCGGAGGCGCGCGCCCUGAGCGAGGCGGCGGCGCGGGACGACCCGUACUCGUGCGCCGCCCGCGUGUGCGCCGCGCUGGCGGACGGCGCCGGCGCCGCGCCCGCCGCCUGGCCGCGGGCCGCCGGCCUGCUGGCUGCCGCCUGCCACCUCGACCCCGCCGACAUGGUGGCUACACACGACCAUGCUGUGGCGCUGAGCAACAGCGGCGAGGCGGCGGCGGCGGCGGCGCGCUGGGCGCGGCUGCGGGGUGCGGGCGGCGCGGGCGCCACGCUGCGGGCGCUGGCCGCCGCCGGGCUGGCGCGGCUGGCCGACGACGCCGCCGCCGCCGACCACUGGUACAGCAUGAUCGGCGGCUGGGACGCCGGCGUGUCGUGUGCGCUGGCGCAACUGCACAGCGAGAUGGGGGACACGCAGACUGCCAAGCAUCAUUAUCAAGAUGUGGAGGCAGUGUGGCCGUGCGAGCUGUCGGCGCUGGAGUGGCUGGCGCGGGAGUCCCCGCCGGACGCCGCGCUGCAGUACUACCGCCGCGCGGCGCGGCUGCAGCCCAACAACCCGCAGUGGGGCCUCCUGAUGGGCGGUUGUCUGCGAGCCAACGGUCGCUACCAGGAAGCACUCACUCUUUACAAGAAGAUGAACGCGCGGUUUCCAGAUAAUGUGCAAUGUUUGAAGCUGAUAGUGAAGCUAUGUGGAGACCAGGGACUAUCGGAGACGGCGGCGUGGACGCGCGAACUGCAGAGAGCGCAGGCGCGGCUUAAACAACAAGAGAGAGCGUCCUCGGUAACUUCAGCUGGGAGUGGAUCAUCGGGCACUAGUCAGUCGCCGAUAGACCAGAUACGUGGUGCGUCCCGCGGCGGCAGCGCGGCGCCGGCGCCGGGCUCGCGGCGCUCCAGCGCGGCGCGGGGAGACAGUGCGCGCACGCAGCUCUACACACACGGCGAGGUCAUUCAAGACAGCAUGCAGGUAGGGCGGUCGAUACACAGGUCGGCAGGCAGGAAGAAAAACCUCGAAGAUGAAGACCUGCCCUUACCACCUGAAUAACAGUUGGUAAGCUUAAAAUCUGUGUUCUUUUUUAAUGAGAUUGGUAAUAAAAAUAGUAUUUACUAUAAAUUGAUUGACUUUUUUUAACUAGACAUUCCUUACGAUCUUUUGGUACAAUCUGGGUGUCUUCAUGGCAAGG